Argiope bruennichi is the source of this 3528-nucleotide messenger RNA. RefSeq names its product sorting nexin-13-like. Gene Ontology annotation, molecular function: phosphatidylinositol binding. Gene Ontology annotation, cellular component: early endosome. The transcript has 25 exons. Lineage: Eukaryota; Metazoa; Arthropoda; Arachnida; Araneae; Araneidae. The record is from RefSeq and is a predicted model, not a curated record. Bases 189 to 3098 code for a protein of 969 amino acids.
CUUUCCUCUUAUUUACGCUUAUUGUGUAUUAAUUUUCUCUCAUUCAGACGAAUUGUCAUAUUGUUGUUAAAAAAUAAUGUUCUUAACAGUAUCUUCAAAAUGCUUUUUUCUUUAUUUUACGAGCAUGACAAGCUCGUGGGUCAAUAUUGUACAUAUCAUGUGAACGCGCACCAGCAUGUCUUGCUACGAUGAUUUGGCAAAACUGUUGGAUUUGGCUGAUUGUUGCUCUAUUUAUUGGUACCUUUGGCUCUCUUACAUUUCUAACUACAAUAAUUUGUGUUUUUGUUUUUAUAAUAAGCAUUUUUGUGGUUUCCUUAGUUUAUUGCAGAAAAACCUGUGCUCAACAAUUUGCCUUGAAAACAGAAUAUCCGGAAGCUCUUUUAAAGUUAAGACGUCAGAAUGAUAGAUAUAAAAUUAAUAAGCUUGAUACAAGACUUACUGGAUCCAGCAUUAUUGAUGAUCCAUUGCAAGAGGUAUUGCAUUAUGCAUUUCGGGAUUAUAUUAGUACUUGGUACCGCAGUAUUUCAAAUAAUGAAGAUUUCCUGUUUAGUUUAAAAGAUCUUGUAAGAAAAGUCAUUGUUGCAUUUUCUGGAAGAUUCAAAGAAGUUGAAUGGGUUCAUUUCUUGACUACAAAAUUAGUGGAUGAUUUUGCUUCUCAUUUACGCCUGUUUAGGCAAGCUCAAUCUAAAUUGAAAGCUUCUCAGAAAAAAGAUCCUGCUUCUACUAUAAAUUUGUUAUCUUUGUUCUUUAAUCUUGAGACUGCUAUGGAAGAUGAUCUGAGUCGUAGUUUAGUUAGUACUAAUAAAAAGUAUGAAUUGGAAUAUUUGCAAGAGCUUUGUGAAGUUAUUAUGUACAUAGUUUUACCUUCAGAAGAUUUUCAAAACCUGAUAUCACGGCUUAUUUUAAGGGAGAUCAUUUUAAAUGCUGCUGUUUUGCCAGUCAUCAAUCUUGUUUCAGAUCCUGAUUAUAUAAAUCAACUUAUUGUUUGGUUGUGUAAAGAAACAGUUGUCACUAGUGAUGGUUUCUUGCUUGUAAUAAGAUGUACAGAUAACAUAAGUGAGCUUCAAGCUGUUCAAGAAAUGGUAAACCAUGAAAUUGCUGUAUUGAGAUCUAAAGAUACAGGAGGAGAUGAUGAUGCUGAGAUAAAGCAGCAGCUAAGUAGUCUAUCAUAUGUUCGCAAAAUUGUUGAAACCCAGAUGCGGCGCUUGAGUGAGGGAACUGUUGAUACCGAUUCAACUGGAAUGCCAACGGGUAUUGAUUGGAAAGUUUUGACAGAACCUGGAGUGAAACUUUUUAGUUUACAUUUUGAUGUUGUACUUACUAAUAAUAUUGCUUUACAUUACUUUACUGAUUUUAUGACUUCAUUAACAGCUCAAGGUUAUGUCUUUUUUUAUCAUUCUGUAGAGAGUUAUAAAGUAUCAGCUGAACAAAUGCUUUCACAAAUCAAACAAACACAAACUUCUUCAUCUAGUGAUCUUGAAUGUUUACGAGAAGCUGCUAUGCACAUCUUUGAUCUUUAUUUAUCAGAAAAGGCUACUCUUAGAGUUCGAUUAGAUGAAUCUCUUUUAAAAAAGCUUUUAUGCAAAAUACGCACAGAAAUACCUAACAGUGCAUGGUUUGAUGAAGCACAGAUGAAGGUGUAUGAAAUAAUGCAAGAAGAUCAAUUCUUUCCAGCCUUUAAAAAAAGUCAAAACUACAUAAAGCUUUUAGCAGAACUAGAUCUUUUAAAAGAAGGAAAUACAAAAGCUGAGGAAGAUAAUGUUUUCUGCAGUCCUAAAUUAGGAAAUAAAGGGAGUCCUGAUGAUAUAUCUUUGUCAGACAGUAUUAGCCUUAACUCUCUUGACCAAGAGGACUAUGGGAUCGAUUAUCCUGUUUCAGAUACUUCUCAUACUCUUCUUCCUCCAACAGUAGAGGAAAUUAAUCCAGAAGAAUGCGAAAUUUCAGCUCAGAUCUAUAACACAGGAAUUACAAAUGAAUCUGGUUCUACAUUUGCUGUAUAUGCCAUUGCUGUCAUUCGUCGUGAUUCAAGUGGCUCUGAAGAUAAAUGGAAUGUUCUUAGGAGAUAUAGUGACUUUAGAGAUUUCCAUUUUGCGGUUCUUCAACAGUUCCCACAUCUGAACUAUUUGCAGUUUCCUGGAAAGAAAACUUUUAAUAAUCUAAGUCCUCAAUUUUUAGAAAAGCGCACAAGUCAGUUAUGUGAAUAUCUUCAGUGCCUGAUUAAUCCUGAAAUUAUGCAAAAGAAUGCUGGCUUAAAAACAAUUUUAUUGCAAUUUUUAGAACCAAAGGUAUAUGAAAAAGGAAGGAAACCACUGGCAAAAAAGGUUGAUGCAUUUGUAAAUCCUUUAUGUUCAUCAAUGAAGUCUGUUGGAAAUAUGGUUAAAACAGUACCUGACAGCUUUAUAGAUGGACUAAAAGAUGGUAUUGUGAAGGUCUUAGGGAGCCGUAGCACUUCUCCGAUUAACCAAACCUCUCCUGAAAGCUGUAAAGUGGCAGCUGGUCUAGAUAUAGAGGGUGAUGAUAACAUCCCACUUCGCAUUUUGUUACUGUUGAUGGAUGAAGUAUUUGAUUUAAAAAGUAAAGACCAGUGGUUCAGAAAAAGAAUAGUUAUACUUUUGAGGCAAAUUAUAAAUGCUACUUAUGGUGAUGCAAUAAAUCGGAAAAUUAUUGAUUUUGUGCAGAAGAGUACAUCUGCAGAACAAAUGGCUGAAUACAUAAAAGCAUUUAGGGAGGCGUUGUGGCCAAACGGAUCACCUGCAGUACCUACACCAGACAGAGAAAUCAAAACAAAAAUGAGAACAAGAGUAGCUGCUAAGUUGCUCAUGUUGUGUUCAAUACCAGAUGAACUGAAACAUGUAAUAGGUAGCGAGACUACUCGUAAAGGAAUCUUAUGCGUGUUUGAAAUGUUUCAACGUCCUGAAUUAAACCGGAGAUUUUCCUAUGUAAUUUUAGAGGGAAUACUUGAAAUUUUGUUCCCUAGGAAUAAUUUGCAAACAAUUAUUCGAAGAUUGCAUUGCAGGUCUCCACAAAGCAUAUUUGAUUCAGCAGAACACUUGCAAGUUAGUCCAGUCAUAGAAAGAAAAAAUUUAUCAGUUAGGUGACAAAAUACAGAUCAGUAUUAAGUAAAUCAAUACAUGUUUAAUGUAUAUAAUGUAUAUUAAAACUGUUACAUUUGCAGAUUUUAUGUAUGUGUUAUAGUCUAGAGCAAUGACUCUAAAAUACUUGAUUUGAAUUUAAUUAAUUGUGCAGCCUGAGAAGGAAUAGUUACUUUUGUGUUCAUAUAUUAAGUUAUUUAUAUAUUCACUUCAUGCAUAAUCCUCAUUUGCUAAAGAAAACUUCAAAUAAAUGUUUUCCACCAUUAUUAAUUUUCACAAAUUUCUGAUAAAAAGGUGUUUUGAUUUUAAUAUCUGGCUGUGUCAUAAAGUAACAUUAAGAGACAUUCUUCAAAUAGAAUUUUAAAUUGAUAAGUGAAUAGAUAGAUAGAAAUAACGUUAAAAAGUGUAGAAUUAAACUCAAGAAUUUAGUAUAUAU